This is a messenger RNA of Melampsora larici-populina 98AG31, 1095 nucleotides long. RefSeq lists its product as uncharacterized. The annotation marks the transcript as partial. Gene Ontology annotation, molecular function: phosphorelay sensor kinase activity. Lineage: Eukaryota; Fungi; Basidiomycota; Pucciniomycetes; Pucciniales; Melampsoraceae. The record is from RefSeq and is a predicted model, not a curated record. Gene Ontology annotation, biological process: phosphorylation; phosphorelay signal transduction system. The transcript has 2 exons.
GAAGAUGCCAAUCAAUCGAAAUCUACCUUUCUCAGUAAUAUGUCGCAUGAGAUUCGAACUCCCAUAGCCAAUGUUUUGGGUAUCAUUGAACUCUUACUGGAAACCGAAUUGGAUUCACUUCAAAGAGAUUAUGCAGAAACUAUUAAAUCUUCUGCUGAUGGUCUCUUAGAUGUAGUAGGGGAUAUUUUGGAUUUUAGUAAGAUUGAAUGCGGGAAACUAUCAUUUGAUCCUUCACCUUUCAAUUUGAAAGAUCUGUUUCAUGAACUCGAUCGAAUCUUUACUCAUACUGCUCGAAGCAAGCGAAGUCGAUUCCAAUCUAAUCUCACCAUCGAUCCUACCAUUGGCACUAACCCUGAGAUCAUCGGGGACAAGGGUCGAGUGAGACAAGUGCUUAGCAAUUUGGUAUCCAACAGUUUGAAAUUCGCUCCAACCGGUCGAAUCACACUGGAUCUGAGACUCGAAAGAUCUCCGCCGGAUCGACUGAAAUUAUCAGCCACAAUUAAAGAUGAUGGGAUCGGAUUGACACCCGAAUCAUUACGGAUCCUCACGAGUUGGCAACCAUUCUCACAAGCUGAAAGUUCGACAUCUAGACUUUAUGGUGGAAGUGGCUUAGGUCUCUGUAUUGUCAAGACUUUGGUAGAUGCAAUGGAUGGGACAGUUUCACUUGAGAGUGAAGGACUUGGUAAAGGAUGUAAAGCUAAAGUUGAAAUGAUGUUACAGUAUACUACAAAUACGAAUCAUACCACCCCUAAUCAUGUUCAUUCACCUGAUUCAUGUAAUCCACCUAAUUCUAAAAGCAUUCCUGAAUCUAAUCACAGACGUUCAUCACAAUCAACCAAACGAAGAACAAGAUCGGUUCGAAACAAAGACGCUUCAAACCAAUCUAGAUUAACCAAAUCAAGAGAUCAAUAUUGGAUUCUCUUAGCCGAAGAUAAUCCGAUCAUGGCCAAGAUUACGAUUGGAUUAUUGAAAAAGAUUGGAUUGAGUAAAGUGGAUUUAGUCGAGAAUGGAAAAGAAGCGGUUGAAAGAAUCAAGAAUCGGAUUAAGAUCUAUGAUUUGGUGAUUUUGGAUUUGAUUAUGCCUGUACUUGAUGGA